This is a messenger RNA of Lodderomyces theae, 3516 nucleotides long. RefSeq names its product putative tyrosine protein phosphatase (gene MIH1). The transcript has a single exon. The record is from RefSeq and is a predicted model, not a curated record. Gene Ontology annotation, biological process: G2/M transition of mitotic cell cycle; protein dephosphorylation; positive regulation of G2/M transition of mitotic cell cycle. The coding region runs from base 1 to 3516 and encodes 1171 amino acids. Gene Ontology annotation, cellular component: cytoplasm; nucleus. NCBI's taxonomy places the organism in Eukaryota, Fungi, Ascomycota, Pichiomycetes, Serinales, Debaryomycetaceae. Gene Ontology annotation, molecular function: protein tyrosine phosphatase activity.
AUGCAACAUCAGAAUGAUAAACUACAUUCCCUGACCAGCUCCUUAAAAACGGCAUCCUCUUCAGCAUCUAUAAAUUUGAGCGACUCGUCUCAAACGCAUAACCAGCUUCGGCUUCAGAGGAAAGAGCGUCUGCUACCGCAUACACACCAGCAGAGUUUGAGCUCAUUAUCUUCUAGAGAAAGCGACGAGAUGGACAUUGAGAGGGAUGGCUACAGCGACAAGUUUGAUCUGAAUAGUGCUAAACUGAUACACUCUGGGAAUAACCAUCACCAUAAUACACUCAGUACCACACCAACAAGAUCAUCUUCAAACUCCACGAAGAGAUUGUUUUUGCAACAAAAGACUUCAAAUUCACCAUUUUCCAAUUACUCGACCUCUUCAUCGGGGUCACCUUCAAUGCAUCAAAAUAGGACACCGUUAAAGAGCUUGACCAAUUUUCCCCUUAAUGUAAAGGAGAAGACCAAAGCUUUCACUAAAUCAAUGACUGAAGCAGUCGCCAAAUCUUCACAUUCAUUUCUUGCCAAUUUGCACAUGACUCCAAAAGUCACUGAAUGCACAUCGACAUACGACGAUGUAGAUGAAAAUAUACCUACCGAUUGUGAUUCCGAAAAUAACGACGCACAAGAGGAAGGGGCGGAGGCUAAGGAUGAUUCCGAUUAUGAAGAAGGAGACGCAACUUUUGACACCAUAAACAUUGAAUCACCAGUAAUGCAUAGAAAAACUAAUAGCAUACAAUUAAAUCAAGGACUAGAGCAACAGAAUGAAGAAGAAGAAGACCGCUUCCGCCACCACCUCAACAUGCAUGAUUAUGAAGUGUGGUUACGACUGCCUACACGUGCAAUGGCUAGACCACCUCCAACUACGACUAGACCCAGUGGUAUACGACGCAUUCACUCUGUUUGUGAAACGCAACGCGAAAUUGACAAUUUCCAGCUACACGAAGACAAUUCACAGUUGAAAAACACCAAUAUACAAACAUUUAGUCUGGGCAAUGACGUGUUGCCUCGUAUCAACGAAGAUCAAUUAUACAAGAUUCUUUGUGGGGAACACAACCAUGAGUUUGACGAGUUUGUUAUUGUCGAUUGCCGAUUUGACUAUGAAUAUCAUGGGGGUCAUAUAAUCAAUGCAGUGAAUAUAUCAACCAAAGAAGCAUUGGAGAAUGAGUUUAUCAAGCCAUGUAGCCUGCUGCAGUCUGAAAUACAUGAGCGCCAGCAACACCAUCCUCAACAAAUGGGCAGCAACCUUUCAAACUCCUCAUUGAACAAGGAGAAUAGCAAGAAAAAGUUGCUUAUUUUCCAUUGCGAAUUUAGUAUAUUCAGAGGUCCAACCAUGGCCAAACAUCUCCGCAAGUGCGAUCGAACAAUGAAUCAAAACCUGUACCCCUACUUAUCCUGGCCCGAUAUUGUUGUUCUUGAAGGUGGAUACAAGACUUUUUUCACAAAGUACAAGUCCUUUUGUUAUCCACAAAAUUACGUGGAGAUGAAAGAUAUCAAGCAUGAAGUGUCAUGUGCAGCCAAUAUGAGCCGGGUUAGAAAAGACAGCAAGAUGUUAACGCGGGCCAAGUCGUUUAAUAUAUUUGGUGGUGGAAACAAUAAAGAUGGUGAUCCUUUUGUCAAUGCUUCAGCAUCAAGAUCAACCGGAUUGUCGUCGACUGGUGCUAGCGAACUCUUCAACACGUCGUCGUCUUUGUUACCGUCGUACCAUCAAAGGUCAAAUUCGUCGCAUUCAUUUACUCAUUUCAAUUCUGGUGGUAAAAUCAUCAAGCGUCAACGUUCAAAUACAAAAGUAAGAUCAAUCAGUACUAGUUUGAAUACAAAGUUGACUAGAGCCAAUACUUUUACUUUUGAUCAACCAAUAUUCAACAGCACGUAUCAUCACCAUAGCAACAGCAAUAACACUCAAUCAUCAGCAUCAUCCAUAGUCUCAUUGUCGUCGUCACCUGCAACUUCUCCAUUACUUACCAAUUUCGACUUUAAUGCAGAAGUUGAAAAGGAGAACCCGCUGCGCUUGCAACACCACCACCUGCGCCUGCACCUGCAAGUGCACGCGCAUGUGCAUGUGCAUCCACAGCCACAACAGCCACACCAGCAUCAAUUGCGCAGCUUUUUACCACCGUCAACUUCGUUUCGCAAUCAUCAUCAUUCACAAUCUCAAAAGGGUGCCAUGUCAUCACAGUCGCUAUCUCUGUUGUUGCUGCAGCAGCUGCUGCUGUCGUCAUCUCGCCAUCGUCGUUCAUGCUCGACAAACUUGUCAAUGUUGUCAAAUUAUUCAUCGUCUUCGAUCCACUCGUCAGCGUCGUCAAUUGCUUCGGAAAACAUAUCACUGUCUACGGACUCAUUGAAUGAACCAUACUCCGGUUCGGAAAUUGCAUCUCCGUUUAGGUCGCCGGCUGUGGUGUCUUCGCUGUCGAUGGCACUGGAUUAUUUUCAAAGUAAACGAUUAUCGUCAAAUUCAACAUCGUCAUUGCCUACUGUGCCUCCUUCAAUGUUGAGACCUAUAUCGCGGAAAUCCAGUUCUUUGCAAGCGUCACUCGCUGCAUUAGCGACAGCCCCAGCAGCACAACAAGCACAAACAAAUGAACAGGGUCAAACAGGCUCACCGUCGCCUUCAAAAUCACCCUUCAUCCAAACUAGUUCCUCAUUUCAAUUCCCACUCCCACCACAAAGGAAAUCGCAAUCAACCACCAACGUGCUAACUCUGACAUCACCCACGAUUCCAUCGCCGUUGAAUUCAAGAUCGGCAUCUCAAUCGAGAUCACGAUCGGUAUCGAGGACGAGAACAAGAACUACAUCGAGAUCUAGGGAUGCUCGAGACAGGAGUGGAUCAUCAGUGAGCUUCACUAAAAAUGCAUCAUUACUGCAAAGCCCUCAUUGGGCAACAAGUACAUCCGCAUCGGGAUCAGGAACGGUCGUGCGUCGGUCCAAUAAGGAAAUGCCGGUAUCCACUCCAUUUGCAACUACCGAUUACGAAGAAGACGUGGAUGAGGAUAUCGGUGAUGGUGAUGAUGACGACGAGGGAGAGGAUGACGACAAGGCGUUGAAAGAAGAAGAAGAUGACGACGACGAUCCCAUCAAUGAUACCCCCGUUGAUUUCAACAUUGUGGGGGACAAUAACUCACAACGUCGUCCGGAACCGUACCAUACCCAAGGUUACCAUCACGGUCGCAAAAGGCAUCAUUAUCAUCAACUUGCGUCUCGGACGGGAUUGAGCACGUGGCCAAGCGACGAUCAACUUCAUCAACUCCAUCAACUGCGUAAUCAGUGUAGUCAGCGGCAGGAGGAGCAUGGUUGCAAUUAUGCUUACGCCCACACGCGAAGUCAGAGCAGCAGUAAUAACAGCAACGAUACUAUCGUACAAGGAGGAGGAGUAGGAGUAGGAGUAGGAGUAGGAGCAGGAGGUGUCAGUGAGCCGAAUUCUGCAUCUGUUGCUGGUCUUGGUAAUGGCAGUGGUGUAUUUGGCAACUUCACCAAUGUGUAUUCGGUGGAUGACAUAGAUGAAGAUGAUGAAGAGGAUUGA